Molecule: messenger RNA, 1006 nt
Organism: Colletes gigas
Lineage: Eukaryota; Metazoa; Arthropoda; Insecta; Hymenoptera; Colletidae
Exons: 3
Coding region: 750-998 (82 amino acids)
Source: RefSeq, a predicted model, not a curated record
UCAACAACGUAUAACGAUUACUAUGUGCUACUGUUUGCUCCUGUUGGUCUCUACAUCCCUCUACAUCCCUCUGCUGGACUUUGUCGGCCCCUGCUGACCGCUGUUGACCACUCCUCCUGAUACUCCCGACAACGUAUAACGAUUACUAUGUGCUACUGCUUGCUCCUGCUGGUCUCUACAUGCCUCUACUGAAUUUACAUUUUCAAUCUCAACGUAUGUUUUGACCAAAUCGACUAACCCAAUUGAGUUGUGAAAUAAAAUUUUAGAAAAAAAACAGCGCGAAAUGACGUUUACUCUUUCUUCGACCUUGACCAAUUUCGACGUUAGUUCUAUUCCAAUUGACUUUUAACGAACGUAACGAAAGACAGAAUAGUGCGUCCAUAGGUUUCUCUCUUCGAAGUGACCGAGUGCCUAUACGUAGCAACGUAAGUAAGCAAGUACCUACAAAGUACAACUAGUAGAACGUGCUCUGUUCGACUUUCACUCGAUGGUGUGGAAUAAAGAAGAAAGUGGGGAUGCACGUAGAGAAGAACGGUAAGAGAUUCCGAGCGAAGGUAGAGAAAAGGUGGGGGGCUCGGAGAAAUCAAAACUAACCGACCGUAUGGAUGUUAGUAAUGCUAUUCGUCUCUACGCGUGAUCAAACAGUUUCAACUUUACCAAAGUGAAACAACGCUCGCGUGUUACGCAGAAACAAACUUUAGAAACUUUCAUUUGGCAAACGUCUUAACGCGCCGCUGGCCAUCAUCGUCAUGACAAGACACGCUUCUUGGACGGUCGUGAUCUUCGUGACACUAAUCAUCGCCUUUUUCCUCGGGUUAAUUACUGAAAGUGCAGCAACGAUAGCACAACCAAAGGCACCUAAUUUUCAAUACUUCGAGAGGCCCAAAUACCGUUAUCCAUACUAUGAUGAAAACGGCAGAGGAAAAUUACUCUAUGGCUAUGGAGGACCAGAUCUUUACCAGUAUAAAACUUAUAGUGCCCUUGAAGGAAUCCAUUAGUAUUGGAA